Pundamilia nyererei is the source of this 2412-nucleotide messenger RNA. RefSeq names its product TNF superfamily member 11 (gene tnfsf11). The coding region runs from base 247 to 1050 and encodes 267 amino acids. Gene Ontology annotation, biological process: immune response. Gene Ontology annotation, molecular function: tumor necrosis factor receptor binding. Lineage: Eukaryota; Metazoa; Chordata; Actinopteri; Cichliformes; Cichlidae. The transcript is spliced from 4 exons. The record is from RefSeq and is a predicted model, not a curated record. Gene Ontology annotation, cellular component: membrane.
AAAGGGCCAGACAUAAAGGGCUCGCUUUACCUGUCAUGCGCUCAGGUCGAUCCGGUUGACAGUCCUGCUCGAGUCUGUUUCUCUCCGGGCUACCGGAGGAUCCCUCUGAUUGGCUGCAGACGCAAACGCGCUCUCUCAGCCCACCCACUGCUGAUUAUAGGGACUCUUGCAAACUCGGUUUCCUUCCUUGCAUUGAGUCUGGGACCUGGCCCCGGGGCUGAACGGCACACACACAAAGCGCGCAGCAUGGCAGCUACCCACAGCGAGUACAGAGGCUACCUGCGGAACACCGUGGACAUCGAGGUGGGGCAGCAGCACCGCUUCCACCCGGUGCAGAGUUCGGAACCCACAUACCGGCCACUCCUAUUCGGGACCCUCGCUGUUAUGGGAUUGCUUCAGGUGGCCUCCAGCGUGGCGAUCUUAUUACACCUGACAGGUUAUCUCCAAGAGGUAGAUUUGUCCACAACUCCACAUCGGCCCAUGGAGGAGGUGCAGACAGAGCCAAUGCUGAAUGCGCUGAAAGAUCCAAAGAAAAAAGGACGAUGCAAGAAUAAAGAUGGCAUGGCUUCAGCCCAUCUACCAAUCAGAACGGAUCAGGAUUUCUCAAAGAAGAGUGAGCUGGCGGCCAUCACCAUUGAAUGGGAUGAUACACAUGCGCACCUCCAUAACAUGGGUUACCACAAGGGGAAACUGCUGGUGAGGGAAGCCGGUUCCUACUACGUUUACGCCAAAACUUGCUUUCGCUAUUACAAUUUAAAAGCGCAAGGGCCAAUUUCAGACGACAAUCCCCCAGUGGAUGUUAAAAACACCCAGCUCUUCCAGUACUUGUGCCAUGAGAGCAUCAAACACAACAGCAAGGCUGUGGUAUUAAGCAAGAUGGGCAGCACUAUGCGGUGGAACGGCACAACCUAUAAUAUGUACUGUGCCCAGCAGGGACGAGGGGUCCAGCUGGAUGUCGGAGAUGCCUUGUUUGUCAAUGUGUCCAACGCCUUCAUGCUGGACCUGGCAGGAGAAGCGACGUAUUUUGGGGCCAUAAAGUGGGGUAUCUGAAACUUAAAUACAUGGGGAGCGGACAUGCUACUGAACAUUUGAUAUGCCAAAGAACCACUGUUAGUGAUGUUAAUUUGUCAAAAUAGUAUUUUUUUUGUUUUUGUUUUUUUUUAAUUGUUUUGUUUUUUGUGUCACAUUGUUUUGCAUCAGAUAGCCUUUUUAGACUCUUAUUAUGAGGAAAAACUUAUGCAAAAGGUAAACACCUUUCAAAAAACAAACUUGUCUUUCCACUUUCUGUUUUUCCUUUCCCAAAAAGCAGAACUAGCACUCUCUACUUCACCCAAAAUAGCACUUGAGUUUUAUUGGACUUUUUUGUGGUUUGUGUUGGGGAAUUUAAAUACAUUCAGUUUAGAUUACAACAUUUAGACUUAAGGAUUGACAUGUGUUUAUGCACUAAUUAAACGAUUCACAAGGGAGCAACUAAGGAAGUAAGUUUGUUGGGAGGUGCAGCAAGAAAGGAUUUAUCAGUGCUGAUUGUUGGAGAAAAAUGUCCAAAGAGAGAAUUGGAGUUGAUAGAGCAUCUGCUUGUACUUAGCAGAUUAUCACAGGAUAAAAAUAAGGCCUUGGUAUAAGUGUUUUCUUGAAAGUCUUUGGAAGUCAGAUCAAGGCAGGCAGUGAAGCAUCCUUGCAGUUUAGCAACUUUAGCGGAUAGUGACAGUAAUAGGUAAUUUCACCCAAAAAUGAAAAUGAAAAUUUAGGUUUAGUAUGAGUUUGACUUGGGGCCAUGGGGUUGUUGCUCCAAAAACAUUUAUUAUCCAUCUUUCUGCCCCAAGUGGUCAUUUGAAGGUUACAACAUGACAAUGUCAUAAAUGACAUGUUUGUUUCAUUUAUGACGAUCAGCAAGUGAAGCAGAUAGCAGGACUGUCUGACCAUGAAUGACAGGAAUAGACUCCUGUCUCUUCUUUCACUAGACGGACCAAGUUGAGUUUGGUUCAUCUUUAACUUAACUUUUUUUUUGUUUUUUGUUUUUUUUUUCAUUUGGCUCUUAGUGAGGUAAAUGGGAAUAUGCACUAAAUAUUUAUUUAUUAGCUAGAAAAGUACAGAGACGGGCCACUGUUAAAGUGACCUUUCGGCUGUAAAAUCAUUUAUAUUUUAUGUCUGUAUGACAUUCAUUAAGCAGCACUUAGAGGAAAUAGUAGGCACGCUUUUUGUUAUUAAAACACAGGGGCUUCCUUUUAAAUUCUAUAUUUAUGUAUCUCGAUUUUUGACAAUUCUGUGUGUACUUGCCUAGCCAAAAGCAAUAUGGUUAUAUUGUUUCUUCUACAAGAUUGUAGCACACCUGUAAGACCUUCAUCUGUUUUCAUCUGCUAGAUUUUUCUAUUCAGUGUUCUUUUUAUUUAUGUUUGUGUAUGUUUUAAUAAA